AUGUCACCUUCCGCUGUUGCUGAGGAAACACAAGGUAUCGGCGUUACUUCAGCUGUCAAGAUUCCACUUUCAACAUCUACCGAAGCGCCAGCUCCAGUGACCAUCGAGGUCAAAACAAAUAGCGAUACGUUACCUCAAAGUACUUCUUCUUUACCAUUUCGACCUACGCCUCAGCCUGGUUUUGAAAUCGAAGAUCAUCCAGUAGACAUUAUCAAACCCCUAAAUGUUGCGGUUAUUGGGGCUGGCCUUGCCGGGAUAAACGCAGGUAUCCUUCUGCCUGCGAAAGUACCAGGAAUUCAACUCACGAUCUUUGAGAAGAAUGCCGAUGUUGGAGGGACUUGGUUUGAGAAUAUCUAUCCCGGGGUCCGUUGCGACAUUCCCGCGAAUGUAUAUCAAUCAACAUUCGAGCCCAAUACGCAAUGGUCCGAAGAGUAUGCGCAAGGAAAAGAAAUCAGAGAAUAUUGGCAGAAAGUCGCACGGAAACACAAUGUCUACGAUUACCUCAAAUUCAGCCGCAAGAUUGUCGGUGCAAUUUGGAAUGAGGAGAGUGCACAAUGGACAUUGAGUAUUGACAAUCUUGAGAAUGGAGAGAAGUUUGAAGAAAAUUUCGACGUAGUGAUUACAGCAAUUGGUAGAUUCAACGAUUGGAAGCUGCCAGAUUAUCCUGGUAUCAGCAAUUAUAAGGGGCACCUACGCCACUCAUCAAACUGGGACCCAAAUUUUGAUCCUACUGGCAAAACAGUCGCAGUCAUUGGAAAUGGUGCUAGUGGAUUGCAAGUCGUUCCAAAUCUUCAAAAAGUGGUUAAACAUUUAGACCAUUAUGCACGUAGCAAGACUUGGAUUGCGGGAUCUUUUGGUGGUGAAGGAGAAGGUAGGACAUUGGAGCCAAAAUACUUUCCUCACGACCUCCUAAAAUCAUUCGAGGAUCCAGACAAUUAUCACAAAUUUCGAAAAAAUCUCGAGGGUAAAUUCUAUCUCCGGUUUUCAACUUUAUUUAAAGGCACAGAGGACAACAAAAAGCUUGAAGAAGAAUUUCGGAGAUUGAUGGCAGAACGUUUGAAGAAGAAGCCAGAAUUAUUGGAUGAGAUUGUUCCAGAUUUCGCUCCAAAUUGUCGUCGGCUGACACCAGGGCCUGGCUAUCUAGAAGCUUUGACUGAAGAUAACGUCUCUUUCAUUCGGACUCCUAUCGAAAAAUUUACAGAAGAAGGAAUUGUUACGACUGAUGGUAUUGAACGAAAAGUCGAUGCAGUAAUAUGCUCCACAGGAGCAAACAUUGAUAUGCGACCCCCAUUUCCCAUUGUUGCCUUUGGCCACAAUUUGCGCGAUGCUUGGAAUCCUGAUCCUCUUACAUACCUUGGAGUCGCAUCGCCUUCUUUUCCCAACCUCCUCUUCGUCUCCGGGCCUAAUGCUCAUGGAACAAGUGGCACAGUUCCUAACCAAACAGAAACACAAAUAACUUACUUAGCAAAGUUAUUGCGAAAGGUUGAUUUGAGAAGUUAUCAUGAAGAAUGGUUUGAAGGCUUAUAG
Molecule: messenger RNA, 1527 nt
Organism: Sclerotinia sclerotiorum 1980 UF-70
Lineage: Eukaryota; Fungi; Ascomycota; Leotiomycetes; Helotiales; Sclerotiniaceae
Exons: 3
Coding region: 1-1527 (508 amino acids)
Molecular function (GO): N,N-dimethylaniline monooxygenase activity; flavin adenine dinucleotide binding; NADP binding
Source: RefSeq, a predicted model, not a curated record